Molecule: messenger RNA, 3907 nt
Organism: Oncorhynchus nerka (sockeye salmon)
Lineage: Eukaryota; Metazoa; Chordata; Actinopteri; Salmoniformes; Salmonidae
Product: protein shisa-9-like
Exons: 5
Coding region: 13-1443 (476 amino acids)
Biological process (GO): regulation of AMPA receptor activity; regulation of short-term neuronal synaptic plasticity
Cellular component (GO): postsynaptic density; AMPA glutamate receptor complex; postsynaptic membrane
Source: RefSeq, a predicted model, not a curated record
UUGGCACUGAGGAUGGGGUGUACCAUGGCAGCGUGCCCCCUGUCCUGCCUCCUCCUCAUCCUAUCCUUCAUCCUGACGGGGCCCAGCCUGGCCCAGGACCUCACCAGCUCCACCACCGCUGGCCCGGACACUGUCCAAACCCAGACAGACAAUCAGACAGCUCCGAUGACCCCCACCACGACGGAGCCCGUCACCACGCUAGUAACCACAGAGUUCAGCGGCAUGUCGACGCCCAGCGGCGACAUCGUGGAUGAUGAGGAUGCCAUCCCUACCAAAGGCACCCGUUGCCAAGGUUACUACGAUGUGAUGGGCCAGUGGGACCCACCUUUCAACUGCAAUAUGGGUGUUUUCGUGUACUGCUGUGGUACCUGCUUCUACCGCUUCUGCUGCCAGUUCAGAGGGCAGCGGCUCGACCAGAGUAUCUGCUCGAACUAUGACACACCCAUCUGGGCCAACACGGGCAAGCCCAUCACCACGGUGACCGAGGGCCAUGGGAACCAGGAGAGAGACCGCACCCAUAUGAUUGUCUACAUCAUCUGUGGAGUGGUGGCCAUCAUGGUGCUGGUGGGCAUCUUCACCAAGCUGGGCCUGGAGAAGAGCAGGGGAUCGGCAGGGGCACAGAACGACCUCAGCAACUCCAGGGAAUAUGACCUGCUCCAGAAAGUGAGAGGGAGAGAGAGAGAGCGAGGAGAAGAAAGGCACAAAGGAAAAGAGACAAAGAGAGGAAGGAGAUCACAAUAUGGCCAGAGGACCCUGACAGAGCUUCUGAAGCAGCCCAGAGGAGAGGUUAGCUCAGUGGACAGCACAAUCACCAACCCCCCUAUCGAAACCAACUACAUCUCAGCUAGGAUGCUACGCAGCCGCAGCGAGCACUACCACCUGAACAAUUCAUCCUUAUACCCAGGAAUGCCACACCCUCAUAGCAACCUCAGUGGACUGGGCCUCAACAAGUACAACUCCCUCAGGGCUGUGGCGGACACUGCCUCUAGGGGAUACUAUAAGAGCUACCCUUUGAUGGACUUCUCCCAGUACCAGGCAGCUCCAGCCUUCCAGCCCAUCUCCCUGCACCCCAAGGACAAGUCCUACCUUCACCAGGACCACCACCAGCUCCCCACCCACCACAACCUCCACGCCCCCCUCUCCAUCUCCAUCCCCCAGAGCCACCCGGAGAGGUCCCGCCUGUCCAAGACCACCAGCCACCCCCUGUUCUCUAGCUCGGCCUUGAAAGCCUGGGACACCAGUGGACACUACGUCCAGAGGCAGGCCUCCCAGCCUGGGCACAUCUCAGCCCAUCAGCAUGCCUAUUCCACCAGGAGACUGCACAGCGUAGAGAAUUUCCCGGAGAUGUUCAACCACCCUGUGUCAUACGGCCACCCAUCCUCCUACCACCACACCAGGCAUAAGAGCUAUUCCACCAACAGCAAGACAGAGGUCACUGUCUGAGAAUGGAGCUCUGAGUUCCUCUGUACCUACAAUGAUACAGAAACAGAUACAAAAAUGUACAGGAUAGAGAGGAGUGUCUAAAAGUGUUUAAAAGAUACUGGAUGAAGGGGGGUUAAAAGAUAGGGCAACAAUGCAUCAGCAUCGCCGUCCACCACCAUGACUCAAGUACAAUAACUGAACCACAAAGAUCCCCAAGACAUUGAUAAUGCAAGAGAAACACUGUCGCUCUCGGAACACCUCUGAGCCUCUCGGUCUCUAUGUCUACCACAACUCCUUGUUGCUCGGAACCUUUCUUUAACUCUACCACAUCUCUCCUUGCAUUCUUCUCUGAUCUUGUUCUUUCGCCUAUAUCCUCUAUUUCCCACUCCCACAGCUCCCCCCUCUCUCAGCCCUUAGAAGCGCUGUGUUCAGGCCUUUAGAGGGAUGAUGGCACCCCCGGGGCCACAUUAACUCGACAGGGACAAUGCCAUCCUCACGUCAGCUCCAAUCAGCCUCCGCCCCAGCGCAAGACAGAGAGAGAGAGAGGGAGAGAGACAGGUAGGGAGAUAGUGGGAAAUCACUCUAGGGAUCUUUAGAGGAAAGCCGGAUGACAGGAGUGGACAAAGUAUAUAUGUACAGAUUUUUCUUCCCUGGGGGUGAAAUGAAGGAGUCAUUGUGGAUCUGGAGACUGUAUAGCCUGGGUGCCAGUCUGUUUCUGCUCUCUUGCCAACUCCUUAUGGAAUUGUCAUGGCUUGACAAUGACAAUGGAGUAGGCAAUGGCACAAACAGAUCUGGGACCAGGCUAGAGACUGGGUCUUGGUGGAAUGUUUAUGAGUGCGUGUGAGUAUGUGAGGACACACUGGGCUGUCAGUGUAAGUGAAUUCGCUGCGGCAUCUCAGACCCCAGAGGAGGUCUUCCGUGUUUUCCCCUGAUGCACGGACAGUAAAGGGCACAGACAAGAGCUCUAGAGGUGUUGCUAAGGCUACCAGACUCUCUUUAAAUGGCAAUGGAUGUACCCUAUUCUACAAGUGGUGCAUCUAUUUGUUUACCAGGACUAUGAUUAACCACUGAGGUAGAAUAAAGAAACAAAACUAUUGUUGAAAAGUAGGAUACUUGUACAUGACUAAAUGACACAUAACAGGCAGGGGACUAGUGAUAGCAGCAUCUUUGGUCAGGUGCAGUAGUUCUAAAACCCAGACAAUGGUGCAGAAAUGUGUAAGGACCAAUGAAGUCUAAUCGACGCUACGGUCUCUCGGAAGGUAUUGGGUUGAGCACAAACUCACCCUAAAGAGGUACACACAUGUAGUCUUGUAGGACCAUCCUGCGAUCUAGCAAGAUCAGGAUGGCCAUACGAGGCUAACACACAUGGCCAAUGUACUAGCUGCACACUUCAGAUUAAACCACUUCCAGAAGUGCUAAUGCUAAUGAAGGCAAUGAAUACAACUAAACUCUUUACAUGAGUCAUGAUCAUGAUGCAUUACUACCCCUUACCUCGCACAUCCCUACCCUUCCUCCUUUUCGACAAGUAGUCUAACGUUUAAGAGUGUGUGCGCCAGUAACCGAAAGGUCACUGGUUCAAAUCCCCAAGCCGACUAGAUGAAAAAUAUGUCAAUGUGCCCUUGAGCAAGGCACUUAACCCUAAUUGUGCCUGUAAGUCACUCUGAAUAAAUGACUAACAUGUAAUCUUCUCUCUAUUCCUCCUCAUCUUCUCUCUAUUCCUCCUCUACCAUUUUCUAAUCAGCUCCUCUCCAGUUGUAACCGUAGCCUUCUUUCAUCUCUUCCCUCUCUCGGCUCUCUCAUCAAGUCUCUAUUCACCCCAUCUUUUGGAGAGCUAUUUUCUUUCUCAUUCCCUCCCAAUCACUCGCUCAUGUUCCAUCUGUUCUCUGGCUCUAGGCGGUGUAACUGAUAGUCCUUUGGACCCCUGCUCUGUUUCCCAGUCCCAUCACCCCACGUCCCACAGCCCCAGAAUGCAGGUUUGCUUGCGUGUGUAUGUAUGUGUUUCAGGGCAGUGGGCUGAGACAAGGGCAUGUGUACUCUCACAUGAACAUGAUUGAAACUACCAGACACUGUUUAAAUGACUCUCGCGCCAAUAGCAGCUUUUAAAACAAAUGUUUUGACGACAAGAACAGAAAACAGACCCAUUUUCAGCUAAGUUUUCCACUGAAUGCUUCCUGUCCUCAACUGAAAACCGAACAUAGCCUAUGCAAUGCCAAACCUGUAACACUGUAUCAACAUCAACACGCUAGCAUUACACCCUCACAACAAAUUGUAAGAUACCACCACCACAAUGACUACCGCAACUGGUCAUAACCAUGUCAUAACAGCUGACAUAACUUGCCAUAACAUGUCAUAAUGGUCAUAACACUGUCAUGACCCAUCUAUUUUCACCUGUUGUGAUAUAUAUUGUGUUAUUUUAUGGCUGGUUAUGACACCUACAUACGAAACCCACAUUUUUUUCAAUUUCUUAAAAUGCGUUUUAAAAUCC